Molecule: messenger RNA, 1341 nt
Organism: Hypoxylon fragiforme
Lineage: Eukaryota; Fungi; Ascomycota; Sordariomycetes; Xylariales; Hypoxylaceae
Product: putative NADPH-dependent methylglyoxal reductase GRE2
Exons: 1
Coding region: 153-1235 (360 amino acids)
Molecular function (GO): oxidoreductase activity, acting on the CH-OH group of donors, NAD or NADP as acceptor
Source: RefSeq, a predicted model, not a curated record
GUUGAGAGUUGGAUGUUGGUUGUCUCGAAUAUUUGAUACUACCCUCUAUAACUACACUAUUAGGUACCUUCAUAUUGCGUCUAAGUGAACUCACUACUUUCUCGAAGACUAGACCAACGAAAAAUAUAGUUAGACAGAACAAUAUUAGCAAAAUGGCAACCUCCCACCGAAUCCUUCUUACGGGGGCCAACGGCUAUACCGCACAGCAUAUCCUCUGGGAACUCCUCGAAGCUGGACACUCAGUACGCGCCACCGCUCGCUCGCAGUCCAAGAUCGACCUUAUCAAGAAGUCAUUCAGCAAAUACGCCAACACGCCCAAGCUAGACUUCGGCGUCGUGCCGGAUAUCACCGUCCCCAAGGCCUUCGACGAGGUGCUGAAAUCUACGCCCCCGUUCGACACAGUUGUCCACACUGCUUCGCCUUUCUUCCUCACCUCGACCGACCCCACCGUAUACCUGGAGCCGGCCAUCAAGGGCACCACAGAGAUCCUCGAGAACAUAGUCCGCGUGGCGCCGACCGUGAAGCGGGUCGUCAUCCUGUCGUCGUUCGCGGCCGUCGCAACGCUGCACGAGAACCCCAUCUCCGACCCGCCCAAGGUGUACAAGCGCGACGACUGGCUGGCCACGACGCUCGAGGAGGCCAAGCUCGCCACCAACCCGGUGGUCUCGUACCCGGCCAGCAAGAAGCUGGCGGAGGAGGCGGCGUGGAACUUUGUGAAGGAGGGAAAGGGCAACUUCGAGCUGGUGACGCUCGUGCCGGGAGUCAUCCUCGGGCCCGUGUUCGAUCCGAAGCAGAUCGAGGAUCCCGAGACGCUGAACUUCAGCACGUGGCAGAUCUACAACAUGCUGCUGAAGCCCGGCGUGAAAUCGAGCGACCCCGUGCCGCCGACCAGCAUCUGGCAGUACGUCGACGUGCGUGACCUGGCGCGCGCGCACUUGCUCGCGGUAACGAAGCCGGAAGCCGCCGGCAAGCGAUGGAUAACGGUCGGGGGUGAGAUGAGCCAUCAGGAAUGGGCGAAUUACCUACGGGAGGCGCUGCCAGAGAAGAGCGACGUAAUACCGAUCGGUGAACCGGCGAACAUCGCCAAGCCAGAAGGAUGGUUUACCUACAGCGCUCCGGAGACUGUGGACGUGCUGGGUUUGACUUAUAGAACGAGAGCAGAGACGAUCAAGGAUCUAGCACCUCAGCUGGCCGAGUUUGCUGCUAAGGCUGCUGCUGCUCCUGCUGCUGCUUAGAUGUACUUUAUAACUUAGGUAGAGACCUACAUAUGUAGUUGAAAAAAGAUAAGAAGCAGAUAGUUAAAAUACCUGGCAAAUUAUAAGCAAUUUAAAUUAGUAAAAC